This is a messenger RNA of Acinonyx jubatus (cheetah), 1068 nucleotides long. It is a transcript of the gene AGR2, whose product is annotated as anterior gradient 2, protein disulphide isomerase family member. Gene Ontology annotation, molecular function: dystroglycan binding. Lineage: Eukaryota; Metazoa; Chordata; Mammalia; Carnivora; Felidae. The record is from RefSeq and is a predicted model, not a curated record. Bases 297 to 824 code for a protein of 175 amino acids. The transcript is spliced from 8 exons. Gene Ontology annotation, cellular component: endoplasmic reticulum.
CGAAAUCUCAGCUCAGACUGCCUGCUAAGAACUACACGUGGGAAUAUUACUGCAGAUCAGAAAAAUGGUUCUUUUUCUCUGUUGUAAAGAUAUUCUUGUUGCACCUUCAAUCUUGAAAUUCAUGGGAUGGGCUACAAGAAAAGAGAUGGGCUGGCUUUCCUGAAGCAUUUACGAACAGGGACACUGAAACUUCCUGCAAGUUCAUUCCUUGCUAAAGAUAAGAGGACGGACAUACAGCCACCGUUUCAUAGAGUGUGUGUUUGUAUCCAAAUUCUCAUCAUUUUCUAUGAUUUGCCAUGGAGAAGAUCUCAGUGUCAGCAUUCUUGCUCCUUGUCGCCCUCUCUUACACACUGGCCAAAGAUAUCACAGUCAAAUCAGGAGCUAAGAAGGACACAAAGGACUCGGCACCCAAACUGCCCCAGACCCUCUCCAGAGGUUGGGGUGACCAACUCAUCUGGACUCAGACAUACGAAGAAGCUUUAUACAAAUCCAAGACAAGCAACAAACCCUUAAUGAUUAUUCAUCACUUGGAUGAAUGUCCACACAGUCAAGCUUUAAAGAAAGUGUUUGCUGAAAAUAAAGAAAUCCAGAAAUUGGCAGAGCAGUUCGUCCUCCUCAAUCUAGUUUAUGAAACAACUGAUAAACACCUUUCUCCUGAUGGCCAGUAUGUCCCCAGAAUCAUGUUUGUUGACCCAUCCCUGACAGUUAGAGCUGACAUCACUGGAAGAUACUCGAAUCGUCUCUACGCUUACGAACCUUCAGAUGUAGCGCUCUUGCUUGACAACAUGAAGAAAGCUCUCAAAUUGCUGAAGACUGAAUUGUAGAGAAAAAGCAACAUGUGCAAGCUUUUCCUUCUGUGUCAGGCCUUGAGACUUAAGAAGAUCCUAGAAGACUUUGGAGAAUGCAGGAACACAGAUGGACACACUGAUUAAUUAGAUCAGGGUUAUUGUUACAACAGUUACUUUUUUUAAAUUUGAAGUAUAUAUGUAUGAAAACAAUCUUGCAUACUACCAUAGUCAGCCAUGAUUUUUUUUAAAAAAUAAAUCCUUUUGGGGGUGUUCAAUGUUA